CGUUGAGGCGCGGGCGGGCGGCUGGGCUGCCUCUCCGGCCUCGCUCGGCGCGGUCUGUGACAACAGGCAGUCGCGGCGCCCGCAGGACGCUCCGGAGCCCCCGGGGCUAUGACCUGCCUCCCUGGCUUCCUCAGCGGCGGCUCUCCUUGCGCCGCCCUCCGCGCCCUGUUCAAAUCCUCGCGGCGGCGCCAGCAUCCUCACCAUCCUCAGCGGCGCUUCGCCUCAGCGCCCAAGCUCCCUCUCCUCGCCUCUGCCGGGCUCCCCGCGCCUGCCUCGUUGGCGUUGGCGUCGGCGGGCCCCGGGCCCUCGGCGCUGUCGUCGCCCUCGCCACGGCGGCGCCUCUGCGCGGCUGCCUCCUCGGAGCUCCCCUCCUCGAAAGCCGGCGGCGGCGGGUUCCCCCCCUCCCGGGUGGUGGUGGUGGCCAAGACGACCCGCUAUGAGUUCGAGCAGCAGCGGUACCGCUUCGCCGGGCUCUCCGAGGAGGACCUCAAGCAGCUGCUUGCAUUAAAGGGAUCGAAUUACAGCGGGCUACUUGAGCGACAUCAUAUUCAUAUUAAAAAUGUGGAGCAUGUUGUAGAUAGUUUAAGGAAUGAGAAGAUUGAGGUGCGUCUUGUGAAACGCAGAGAAUAUAAUGAAGAAACCGUUCGGUGGGCUGAUGCUAUUAUAGCAGCAGGAGGUGAUGGCACAAUGCUGUUGGCAGCCAGUAAGGUGCUGGACCGAUUAAAACCAGUUAUUGGAGUAAACACAGACCCAGACAGAUCUGAAGGCCAUUUGUGUUUGCCUGUACGCUAUACACAUUCAUUUCCAGAUGCUCUACAGAAGCUCUACUGUGGUGAAUUCAGAUGGCAGUGGCGGCAGCGAAUCCGGUUGCACCUUGAAGGGACAGGUAUUAACCCUGUCCCUGUUGACUUGCACGAACAGCAGUUUAGUCAAGAGCAGCAUAGCAGGGCCCAUGUUAACGAAAGAUUUCAGGAUCAAAACUUGUACGUGCCUGAUGUGGGGCUGUGUUCUGUCUUAUUCAGGGUGAACUAUAAGUCCUGCAAACCCAGUUUUAAAUUCUCCCUUCAUAGGGCCUCUUAUUAUGAAAUAUCAGUUGAUGAUGGUCCAUGGGAGAAACAGAAGAGCUCAGGUCUCAACAUAUGCACUGGAACUGGAUCAAAAGCCUGGUCUUUUAAUAUCAACAAGGUAGCAAAUCAGGCUGUGGAAGAAAUCCUUAAGAUUGCUAAAAAGUACGAGAGCUUAAAUCUUCCAUUGAACAAGGAACUAAUACAAAAAGUGACAGAUGAAUAUAAUGAAUCACUGCUGUAUGAUCCAGAGGAACCCAAGAUGUUUUUCAGCAUACGAGAGCCUAUUUCAAAUCGUGUUUUUUCAAGUAGUCGGCAGCGGGGGUUUGCUUCAAAGGUGUGUGUCCGCUCUCGUUGUUGGGAUGCCUGUAUGGUUGUAGAUGGAGGAACUUCUUUUGAGUUUAAUGACGGAGCAAUAGCAUCUAUAUUGAUCAAUACAGAUGAUGCACUGUGUACUGUUCUGCUGCAAGAAUGAAGUGCAUUGGAAGCAUUCAAGCCUCGGAAUGCACAGAAGGAAUGCCUGGACAACAAAUUGGAAUGCUGCAAUUGUUUCAGAUGCGGAACUUGUUUUUCUCUGUAGGC
Messenger RNA from Gekko japonicus, 1646 nucleotides. RefSeq names its product NAD kinase 2, mitochondrial (gene NADK2). The record is from RefSeq and is a predicted model, not a curated record. Gene Ontology annotation, cellular component: mitochondrion. The transcript has 11 exons. The coding region runs from base 109 to 1539 and encodes 476 amino acids. Gene Ontology annotation, molecular function: NAD+ kinase activity. Gene Ontology annotation, biological process: NADP+ biosynthetic process; NAD+ metabolic process. NCBI's taxonomy places the organism in Eukaryota, Metazoa, Chordata, Lepidosauria, Squamata, Gekkonidae.